This is a messenger RNA of Hydra vulgaris (swiftwater hydra), 2469 nucleotides long. RefSeq lists its product as uncharacterized. The record is from RefSeq and is a predicted model, not a curated record. NCBI's taxonomy places the organism in Eukaryota, Metazoa, Cnidaria, Hydrozoa, Anthoathecata, Hydridae.
AUUUUUUAUAAAGAUUUUCAGAAUCUUGCUGUCUAAGGUAGUUCUAAUAUAUAAACUUGUUUGCAUUUCACAUAAAAGAUCAUUAUUUUAUGCAAUCAUUAUGUUUAAUAGCUAAAGGAUUUUCUAUUUUCAAAUCUUCAAACAAUAAUUAUUUUAACAUUGUUUCUUACAGAACUAGAAAAUAAUAUAACAAUAUGAAUGAUAAAGAAAGAUGUUCAAUUGGAAUAAUAAAUAAAGAAAUUUGUAACAAACAAACACAUGUAAAAUUCUAUGAUAUCAAGAAAGUUUCAAGUCUUAAUGAUGUGAAAAAAGACUUGAUAAUUAGUCGUUCUGGCAUUCAAUUUGAUGAAAAUGCAACGGUUUGCCUACACCAUGAUUAUGUUUAUUUAAAACAUUACUCCACAAUCCACAUAACUUGCUGUGAUCCAUUUAAUUCACACAAUGGAAAAAGAAGAAAAGGAGGAUGUAAAGAAAUUAAUAUGCAACUUGCUGGGAAAUUAAAAAAUAUUGGUAAUGUUAUUCCUGGAGAAAAGAUAUGUCCCUCAUGUAUGAUUAAAUUGAUAUCAUUUAAAGAUGAUGGGCAAAAAGAACCGACUUGUAGCCAGAUUUAUGAAGAUGAAGAUAAUGAACUUAAUAUAAAUGAAUUGUUAAAAAAAAUCUUUAUUCUUCUUUGACGAUUAUGAAAAUAAGUCCUCUCAAAAUGCAUGCUGUAAUUAGUCACUCAAAAGUUGCUCUUGGCAGACAUGUUCAAUGAACAAAAACAUGUUCAAAAAACAGUAAAGUUAGGUAAUGCAAGGACUUUAAAUAUAGAUCCUGAACAGUUAAUUAAAGAAGAUUGCUUCAAUAAAUUAUCUAAGGAAGUUAAAGUUAAAGCAAAUGACAUGGAAAUACUUAUUAGAAAAAUCAAAGAAAAACUUUUAAUUUCCAAUCGUAAUCAGAAAAUUCAACUACUAACACUGGUUCCCAUUUCUUGGUCUCACAAAGAUAUAGAAAAAGAAUUUAAUGUUACAAGUUAUAUGGUGCAGAUAUCAUGCAAAUUGCUGCAGAAAAAUGGUAUUUUAUCUUUUAUUGAAAAAAAAGGAAAGGAAAUACCUCAAGAAACAGUAGAUAAAAUUAUUGAAUUUUAUUGUAAUAAUGAAAAUAGUAGGCUAAUGUCUGGUAAAAAAGAUUUUGUUAGUAUAGCUCGAAGAUCUCACAUGCAAAAGCGUUUGAUUCUUUCAAAUCUAAAGUUGCUAUAUGCAAAGUUUAAAACCUGUUAUAGAGAUAUAAAGAGUUGUUUUUCUAACUUUUGCUCACAUCGUCCAAAAUCGUGCGUUACAGUUGGAGCGUCUGGUAUGCAUACAGUAUGUAUGUGUACCUACCAUCAAAAUGUUAAGUUAAUAAUUAGUGCAGUUGAAUUAUCAAAGGAUUAUCACGACCUUAUUGAUAUGCUUGUUUGUAGUAGGGCGAACAAAACUUGCAUGAUACAUCAUUGCCCAGUAGAUUCUACAUUAGUACAUUAUCUUGAAAAUGAGUUGUACUCUCAAGACGAUAUUGAUGAAGAUGAUGAUUAUUGUAUAGAUUACAAACAAUGGAAAACAACAGACCGACCUGAGCUAUUAUAUCUAACAGAAACGACAAGUAGCUUUAUUAAUAAUUUGAAAAAUAAUUUGAAAAAUAAUGUUCAUUAAGUUGAAAAAUAAUGAGUUAAGUAGUACUGAGGUCAUUGUCCUUUGUGAUUUAUCAGAAAAUUACGAGUUUGUUGUACAAGACGAAAUACAAAGUUCUCACUGAAACAAAAUUCAAGCAACAUUGCAUCCAACAGUAAUUUAUUAUAAAGAAAAUAAUGUCCUCAAAUAUGAUUCAAUAUGUUUCAUCUCAGAUGAUUUACUGCAUAAUGUUGAUAUGAUUUAUCAUGUGAUGAAGCUAACAAUUGAACAUAUUAAAUGUAAUAUUUCUCAUCAAAUAGAAAGUGUCCAUUACUUUUCAGAUGGGUGUACUGGCCAGUACAAAAACUGGAAACACUUCGUAAAUAUAUGCCACCAUGAACAAGAUUUUGCUAUGAAAUGUACCGGGUCUUUCUUUGCAACAAGUCACAAUAAAUCACCCUGCGAUGGUAUUAGUGGGACUGUAAAAAGACUAACUUUAAUUUCUAGCCUUCAUCGAACAACAACAAAUCAUAUUAAAGCAUCUGCAAUGUUUUUCAAAAUGAAAUCAUUUUGAAACUGCAAAAACGUUACCAGGCACUUGUAGCUAUCACAAUUUCGUUCCAAUAAGUAACACAAAAAUUGGAACUAAAGUUGUUUCUGAACAAUUGGAGUAUUCAUUUGUUUUUAAUUUUCAAACUGAUGAGAUUAUUAAAGAAAGGGUAAACAGAUUCUAUCUGUUGACCAGCCUCGCACCCCUUCCUCAUCUAUUAGGCUGGCGCAGAUGUAUUUUUAAUACAUUGUUUCCAGUUUAGGAUGUUGAACGCUGGAUCUUCUUGACUCA